AUGGCGAUCACCAUCCUCACUGGCAUUGAGGACACGCUCGCCCUCAUCCUCGAGUGCGGCAAUGACAUCGCGCGCAUCGAGGCAAAGCUGCUUCCGGCACUCCGAAAGCUUUGCUCCAGCACAUCCACCGACGCCGAGACGUCACGCAAUGCGCCCAGCAGUAGCCGCAAUCAGCAGGCCGCAGCCUCGGAGCAUGUUCUGUGCGCACCGAUCCAGGGCGAUGUAGACCCACUCUCGGCGCUCGACCCGGCCGUUCACUCGCUCGGCAUGCUCUACAUCCUCGCCGCCCGCGCCACACACGACUCGGCUUCGCCAGAAAGAGCGACCAUCCUGCUGCCGCACAUCUCUGCCUUUGUGCAGCGCUUCGAUCCGCAACAGGUCCGUCUUGCGGGAGACAGGGUCGUGCAGCUCGUGGAAACUUUCUCAAAGAUGGGCGAUAGCAUCACCAAUCCCGAAUCAGCGCUCCAGCUGCUGCAGGCCCUUGCGACCAGGUUCUGGACUCGCUCAGAAAGCCUCACGGCAUUGCAUCCCAUCUUGGCAUACCAAUAUCUCAAGACUUCGCGCUACGCAGAAGCAGCCACCAUGCUGUUGGAUCUGCCGCUCAUCGAUGCCGAUACCUCCGUCACGCCACUCACCCACUCUGACGUCCUCCAGUACUUCUACUACUCUGCGCUCAUCUACAUUAAGCUCGAGCGCCUCCUCGACGCCAUCGACGCUCUCGAAACCUGCGUAUCGAGUCCGGCAGUGGCCGUGAGCGCGAUCCACAUGGACGCGUACAAGAAGCUCGUUCUCGUGCAGCUCUUGGCGGACGGCAAGACCUCGCCCGUGCCCAAGUACACACCGCAGCCCGUCACACGCACCUACCGUACGCUCGCCCAGCCCUACCUCGCAUUCACCGCGGCGUACGAGCGACACGAUGCCAAGGCUGCGCUCGACCUUCAGCAGAUCGUCGAGGAGAAGAAGGAGGCAUUCGAUAAGGACCGCAACCUUGGAUUGGUGAGGCGGUGUCUAGCCUUGCACCGACAGCGCCGCAUCCAGCGCCUCGCGGACGUCUAUAGCGCGCUAUCGCUCGGCGACAUCGCCGUCAUGCUCGAGCUAGGAGACGCAGAUGCGGUGCAGACUGUCCACGCCGAUGUGGUCGAUAUCGUGCGUAAGGGAUGGGUCCACGCCGACCUUGUCCCACCGUCCAGCGCCGCUUCUGUAGGCAGCCAGGUGGGCGCCGAUUGGGUGGUGCGCUUCGACGCUUUUGGCGGCAACGCCUACACGUCGGCUGCAUCCAUCGCUCUGCUGGAAAGCAAGCUGCAGACGGCCAAGCAGUGGCACGGACUUCUGCAGAAGCGAGACAGACAGCUUGAGAAGAGUCACACCUAUCUCACCAGAGGGCUCCAAAUUCGUGAGGCUAGGGCAGCCGGCGGUGACGCCUACUCCGGUGCGGACGAGUUCGAUGACACCGACUACUGA
Molecule: messenger RNA, 1461 nt
Organism: Moesziomyces antarcticus
Lineage: Eukaryota; Fungi; Basidiomycota; Ustilaginomycetes; Ustilaginales; Ustilaginaceae
Exons: 6
Coding region: 1-1461 (486 amino acids)
Biological process (GO): ubiquitin-dependent protein catabolic process
Cellular component (GO): COP9 signalosome
Source: RefSeq, a predicted model, not a curated record